Molossus molossus (Pallas's mastiff bat) is the source of this 2529-nucleotide messenger RNA. It is a transcript of the gene ACKR2, whose product is annotated as atypical chemokine receptor 2. Lineage: Eukaryota; Metazoa; Chordata; Mammalia; Chiroptera; Molossidae. Gene Ontology annotation, molecular function: chemokine receptor activity. Gene Ontology annotation, biological process: chemotaxis; immune response; G protein-coupled receptor signaling pathway. Gene Ontology annotation, cellular component: membrane. The coding region runs from base 293 to 1453 and encodes 386 amino acids. The record is from RefSeq and is a predicted model, not a curated record. The transcript is spliced from 3 exons.
GCGAGGUGGGGCUGGGGCAGGCACACACUGGUGCUUUUCAGGCUCAAAGCAGGAUGUGUGAAGGAUGUUGUCCAGAGAGGGGAAGAGCUAGGAGGAAGAGCACUCCCUCUGCACUUUCCCCAGGAAGAAGGACCAGGCGCUGCUGCUCUCCUGUGCGCUGGGUGUACAUCCCCAGUACCUGCGUCGGAGUGUCCUUGCAAGGCUGAAACGAACUGACGUGUGUAAACUUCUGAGAACAGAGCCUGGCCCAUAGUAAGCACCAGAGCUCUAGGUCGGGGCGUACCCUCCUGCCAUGGCCACCGCCACCGCCCUUCAGCCGCUCACCACCGAGGUCGCCAGUUCUGAGAACAGCAGCGUCUACUAUGACUAUGAAGACUACUUGGACCAGGUGGCCUUCAUGCUCUGCAGGAAGGACUCUGUGAUGUCCUUUGGCAAAGUCUUCCUGCCGAUCUUCUACAGCCUGGUCUUCGUGCUGGGCCUGAGUGGCAACCUGUUUCUUCUGGUGGUCUUGCUCCGGUAUGUGCCUCGCAGGCGGAUGACGGAGGUCUAUCUGCUGAACCUGGCCAUCUCCAACCUCCUGUUUGUGGUGACCCUGCCCUUCUGGAUCGUCUCCGUGGUCUGGCACUGGGUCUUCGGGGGCUUCAUGUGCAAGGCGGUGAGUGCUCUCUACAACAUCAACCUCUACAGCGGCAUCUUCUUCAUUAGCAGCCUGAGCUUGGACAAGUACCUGGAGAUCGUCCACGCUCAGCCCCACCACAGGCUGAGGACCCGGGCCAAGCGCUGGCUCCUGGUUGUCAUAGUGUGGGCUGUGGCCCUGGCUGUCUCCAUCCCUGACAUGGUCUUUGUGCAGAUGCAUGAAUUCCCCGCGGGUGUGUGGAGCUGCUACCCAGAUUUCGGGGGGCAUGGGACCUUCUGGAAGCUCUUCCUCCGCUUCCAGCAGAACAUCCUGGGGUUUUUCAUUCCACUCCUCACCAUGAUCUUCUUCUAUUCCCGCAUCGGUUCUGUCCUAGUCCGGCUGAAGCCCCCAGGCCAGGGCCGGGCUCUAAAGAUAGCUGUGGCCCUGGUGGUGGCCUUCUUCGUGCUGUGGUUCCCGUACAACCUCACCUUGUUCCUGCACUCGCUGAUGGACCUGAAAGUCUUUGGGAACUGCAAGGCCAGCCAGUACCUGGAUUACACAAUGCAGGUAACAGAGAGCAUCGCCUUCCUUCACUGCUGCUUCACCCCCAUCCUCUAUGCCUUCUUCAUCCAAGGCUUCUCCCAGUACCUGAAGGUUCUCCUGGCCGCCGUGUUUGGCCGGCACCAGGCAGCUUGCCCUGCCCAGGCCCCACUGUCCAGCUGUUGUGAGAGUAGCAGCCUCACUGUCCAAGAAGAAAUGACCAGCAUGGGUGACCUCAGGGGGAGGCGGGCUGAGGACGCCCCCGACAAGGGGGGCAUGGGAGAAAAUGAAGCCUAAGCAGCCAUGCCACAGUCUGGUGAGAGCAGAUGGGACCCAGUGCCGUUGAGCUUCAGAGACCCUCGAAGGGCUUCAGAGACCAUGUUGCUAAACCAGCCGUCAGUUCUCAGUUUUCAACCCUCGGCAGUAUCCGCUCGCUCCUUCCGGGAUGUCAUCCUCCCUGAACUGCUGCAACGGUUGCCCAGCUGACUUCUCUUUCCCGCCGUCACCUUCUCCUGUCAUCUGACCUGCACCCAACAGCCGGAGUGACCGCAGCUCCCUCAGCCUGCACUCCGGUCUCCCGAGGCCCACCCCGCCCCCUGGGCUGCUCUAGUUCAGCUGGGGGAAGACUGUUGUGUUGUUUAAUGUCGCAGCCUUGGUGGUGGCUCCAGGGUCCAGCAGUUAGGACACGCUGGAGAUGCAGCAGCUGGGGAGCUGCCCGGGGGGGAAGGGCACCCACGGCUCUGCCCGGGAGCAGGGCUGCCCACCCUCCACCUGUGAAGCGUGCUGAGUGUUCAUGGCACUUGCUGCCUAGGAAAACAUCUGUUUCUACACUGGCAUGUCAUCCCUGAUUGCUGUGUCGUUAGCUGUCCUCGCAGAAUACACAGAGUGGACUUUUCUUCGAGGGAGAAAGAAACUGGGGCAGAAGUGAGGAAAUGGGGACAGAACAGCGGGGUCAGGACAGGGAGUGGCUGCAUGCAUCCCUGGGGGUCUCAGUCUCCCCGCUGCCUCGAGGCCUCUGCCAGGGAGGGACGGUGGCCCUUGUAGAGGGUGUCUCCAGCAGGCCCCAGAGAACCACAGGUGCCAGGGCCCUACCCCGCCGGUAGGUGCCAGCGGCGGGUACUGGCCUCUACGUGCUCACCCUGGGUCCGGGUGCUCACUGCUUCCUGGCAGACCUGCUGUGACGGUGGACACCCUGGGCUGCGGGAUGGAACCCUGUUCACACCGACCCACCGCGCCUUCCCUCGGUCCCCCGCAUACCCUCAAGUAGGUCACAGGAGCCAUGAAGUUCGCUCUUGGUUGAGACUCUUGGCCCUGACUCUGGAAUUGGGCCUCACCCCUUCCCCAGCCUGUCCACAUUCCUUUGGGUGUGGGGC